Vicia faba (fava bean) is the source of this 303-nucleotide messenger RNA. Lineage: Eukaryota; Viridiplantae; Streptophyta; Magnoliopsida; Fabales; Fabaceae. The record is from the annotation of a GenBank genome assembly.
AUGACACUUCUCAGAUCUUGGACUGAAGCCUGGCUCAAGUACGUCAGGUGGUAUUACGCUACUGCUUUAUCCCCAUAUGUUUCCAUCGAGGAUUUUUUCCAAGCUCCUGUUGUUACUACUCGCUCUUUCCAGCGAGGAGUGAGAACCUCUUUGAUGCUGAGGUUGCGGCUCAUCGAGAACUGUUGCGGGGAGACCAUAGCUGAGGCUGGGCUUGAUCCUAAACCUCUAACUAUCCUAGGUUCUAGGGAGAAUCCAAGACCAGUAGAAGUAGACCCUGCCGUCGUGGUUGAUCCGGUUCACUAA